AGCGGUUUGGAUGGUUUACUAGGGGUUGAGGGUAAUGAAGGUGAUCCGGGUGAUAAGGGUUUUAGAGGAGCUCCUGGAACAACUGGCAGCCCUGGCAAAAUGGGAAAACUUGGACCACCUGGGAUCAUGGGAAACACUGGGGCACCAGGCUUUAAGGGUAAAGCUGGACACAAAGGAAAGCAAGGGCCCCCUGGACCAAUGGGGCCAAAGGGUAUUCCAGGACUGAGAGGAGAGAAGGGAGAGUCUGGAACUACUGGUCCGAAGGGUCUCCCAGGUGACACAGGAAUACUGGGACCAAUCGGGCCACCUGGGCUAAAGGGGAAUCCUGGUUUGCAGGGGCUCAAAGGUCAGAUAGGUCAAAAAGGAAAGCUGGGGGAUAGCGGUCCUCGUGGUCCACAUGGGCGAAAAGGUUUCCUUGGACUUCCUGGCCAGCUUGGAAAGAAGGGAAUGAAAGGUGUCCAAGGCGGGAAAGGACCAAAGGGAGCAAAGGGAAAACCUGGACCUCCAGGAAAGCCAGGUGCACCAGGCAAGCAAAGGCCUACACAAAGACGGAGAUCAGAACCUGAGCCGAAAUCAGGUCAAAGAAAUGAGCACAGACCCCAAACAAGACCCUAUACAAGACUGAAAUUAAAAAAUGUACCAAAAUCCAGACAGACAACCAGCCCUCUGAGGCAAAGGGAAGAGCAACAAAAACAGCCCAGGUUGCUGUCCAGGAGAUGGUCUGAAGGAGAUGAGGCUGAGGAAUCCUUCAGCUGGCCCCAGGGAACCAAAGGCGACCCUGCCACCACCUGCUACGAGCUGGGACUCAUUCACCCACAUCUGAAUGACGGUUAUUUUUACAUGGACCCCAACCAAGGCUGCCCCUACGAUGCUGUGAAGGUAUUCUGUAACUUCACAGCAGGAGGAACAACCUGCAUCAACCCUUUACAGUCACAGAUUAAAUUAGGUUGGGAACCAGAAAAGAAGAAAUCGAAAAUGUCUGUCCAGUGGUUUAGUCAGCAACAUGGAGGAAACAAGUUUGAGUACGCUGGUGUGGACGUCGUCCAGCUGAGGUUUCUGCGGUUACACAGCCACACAUCUUUCCAGCACAUGACUGUCAGCUGUAUAGCAAACAGCUCCAGUACUGCUGACACAACUAAUUCAGCCAAUAAGAUUGUUCACUUUCUUGGAGAUUCUGGCAAAGAAAUAAUUUCACACCUCACCACAGUGUCCAGGAAAGGCAGUGAGGUAGAGGUGGUUGUGAUGGUUCGGGGGAGCACGGACCUACAUCGUGGUGAUAUGGAGUUACUUCCUGUCAGAGAUUUGGGUGUAGAGAUGAGGUCACUAUCUUCCCCUGUCACUGAGACAACUGUUGUUUUGGGACCCCUCUGCUUCUUGUGACCUAUGAGUAGUGUGUGUGUGUGCGUGUGUGCGUGUGUGUGUGUGUGUGUGUGUGUGUGCCUGUGCAAUAUGAAAUAGUGUAAAUAUCUGUUUUAUAUAGAAAGCAGGGAUGUGUGGUGUCUAGAUAUUUUACAUGAACCAUUUUGUUAAGAUUUAUUUGCUCUGUACUGUAUUUUGUGUAUAUUUAUUGCAUUGUCAGAAUCUGAAAAAAUUGUUAAAUGGUUUCAUAUGAAGAUGUCUAUGAAGAUUCUCAGUCAUCCAGGUCAUAGUUAUCCAACGAGGGUUAAAAUGAAGGGCAACUGGACUUGGUUGAAGAUACUGGAAGACGUUUCGUCCCUUAUCCAAAGGACUUCUUCAGUUCUGGGUUUCAUAUGAAGCUAUUUUAGUUAAUAAUUGUUAUUACAUGUUAAUGUAGCGCCGAAUGUUUAAAUGAAAUUGACAUGAAAUUGUAAGGGUUUAUAUCACAACUCAUGUAGUCAGUGUCUCAUCAUCCUCUCAGGGGAAUGAUGUGCUGACCUAUCAAAAUAAAAGCAUGAAUUUGAACAUGUGGAAUGAAAUCCA
Micropterus salmoides (largemouth bass) is the source of this 1941-nucleotide messenger RNA. RefSeq names its product collagen alpha-2(XI) chain-like. The transcript is spliced from 16 exons. Gene Ontology annotation, molecular function: extracellular matrix structural constituent. The record is from RefSeq and is a predicted model, not a curated record. Lineage: Eukaryota; Metazoa; Chordata; Actinopteri; Centrarchiformes; Centrarchidae. The coding region runs from base 100 to 1380 and encodes 426 amino acids.